Xenopus tropicalis (tropical clawed frog) is the source of this 3015-nucleotide messenger RNA. The record is from RefSeq and is a predicted model, not a curated record. NCBI's taxonomy places the organism in Eukaryota, Metazoa, Chordata, Amphibia, Anura, Pipidae.
AGACUCGCAGCUGAAGAGCAAAGUCAGCUGGAUAAGCAGGAGGCUUCCAACAGGAAAAGAAAUUCCUCCUUCCCUUCUGAUUCAUUCACUCUUUGCUGUAACUCCGACGCUGCCCGAGCUCUGAGGGCAAAGGAGAACCAAGCCAUGGCCUUACCGACCCAGCAGGCUGAUGAGUUGCGCCUCUACCAGCAAACUCUGCUCCAAGAUGGACUCAAGGACAUGCUGGACCACGACAACUUUAUAGACUGUGUUCUAAAGAUCCAGGGCAAGGAGUUUCCCUGCCACCGCCUGGUGCUGGCCGCCUGUAGCCCUUACUUCCGAGCCAUGUUCCUUUCCAACCUGGAGGAGGGCAAGAAGAAGGAAAUUGACCUAGAAGAUGUCGAUCCAGACGUGAUGGGGAAGAUCCUCCAUUAUAUCUACACUUCUGAGAUCGAGAUCACAGAGAAGAACGUCCAGGACAUAUUCUCGGUGGCCAACAUGUUCCAGAUCCCCUCGAUAUUCACAGUGUGUGUGUCUUUCCUCCAGAAGAAGCUCUGCCUUAGCAACUGUCUGGCCAUAUUCCGCCUGGGCUUGCUGUUGGAUUGUCCCCGUCUGGCCGUCUCCGCCAGGGACUUUGUAUGCGACCGAUUCCACCUGAUUGCCAGAGACGAAGAGUUCUACGACCUUUCCCCCGAUGAGCUGAUUGCCGUUAUCUCCAGCGACUCCCUCAACAUUGAGAAGGAAGAAGAAGUCUUUGAGGUGGUCCUGAAAUGGGCGUUGAAAGAGAAAGAAAAACGCGCCAAGGCGUUGCCCAUCAUCUUUGAGAGCAUUCGCUUCCGCCUUAUACCCCAAGACUAUAUAAAGAACAAGGUGGAGAAGCACGAGUUGGUCAAGUCCGACAAGGAACUCUUGAAGAAACUCCAGAUGGUCAAAGACGCCCAAGAAGGAAAAUUACCUGCGGCCGUAAAGAAAACCCCUUCAAAAGCGAGUGAGGGCAAAGAUGGGGAAGGCGUAGUCAACGGGGACUUGGAGGAAGAGGAAGAAGCCCUUCCUGGAAUUCUGAACGACACGCUCAGGUUCGGCAUGUUUCUAAAGGAUAUGAUAUUCAUGAUCAGCGACACUGGGGCGGUGGCCUACGACCCAAGCGCUAACGAAUGCUUCUUCGCCUCACUCUCCGCCCAGAUCCCCAAAAACCACGUCAGCCUGGCCACUAAGGAGAACCAACUCUUUGUAGCUGGCGGCCUUUAUUAUAAUGAGGAAAACAAGGACGACCCACUGAGCUCUUACUUCCUGCAGUUCGAUCACCUGGAUUCUGAUUGGCUGGGAAUGCCCCCUGUCCCCUCAGCACGGUGCCUGUUUGGUCUCGGGGAGUCGGACAAUUCCAUAUACCUGAUUGGUGGAAAGGAACUAAAAGAAGGAGAACAGACGCUGGACACUGUUCUAUGCUACGACCGUCCGUCAUUUAAAUGGGGAGAGUCGGACCCGCUACCCUAUCAAGUGUACGGUCACACCGUGGUGUCCCAUGAUAAUCUGGUCUACGUUCUUGGAGGCAAAGGAAAUGAAAAGAAAUGUUUAAAAAGAGUUUGUGUCUACAACCCCAAGAAGUUUGAAUGGAAGGACCUAGCACCAAUGAAAACCGCUCGGUCGCUAUUCGGAAGCACUGUCCACAAGGGAAAGAUCUUAAUCGCCGCCGGAGUUACAGACACGGGUUUAACCAACACCAUCGAAGCGUAUGAUGUCAAGACCAAUAAGUGGGAGGAGUUCACAGAGUUCCCCCAGGAACGUAGCUCCCUCAGCCUCGUCAGCAUGAACGGGACCCUUUAUGCUAUUGGGGGAUUUGCCACCACGGAGAACGAAUCGGGGGAGUUUGUUCCGACAGAACUGAACGACAUAUGGAGGUUCAACGAAGAGGAGAAGAAAUGGGAAGGAAUUCUUAGAGAGAUUCGAUAUGCGUCUGGAGCGACCUUCGUUGCAGCGCGGCUCAAUAUCCUGCGACUAACGAAGAUGUAACGACGCGCCAGGCAAUGGAAGCUUAGGCCAAGGAUAUAGAGAACAUGAACGAACUAUGGGGCUUACUGAUGGUGGGACAUGUUGCUGGGUCAAAAUAUUCCUAAGGCCCCACCCCUGAGGAGCAAAAGGCAUUCCUGCCUAACAUUUUCCUGUGCUCUAGAAAGGCACAACCUCGGCCCAGGAGCUGACAAUUCCUUACACAGUUUGUAGCUAUCAACUCCCUGUCAUUUCUACGUGUGCGGCCACAAUGCCCAACAGUAGCCAUCCUAGCCACAGAGGCAGUUCAAGCUGAUAUUAUGGUACAUAUACCCACAGAUUAUAUCAUUGGUAGGGAUGCACUGAAUCCAGGAUCAGGUUCAGCAGGAUUUGGCCAAAUCCAAGUGUCUGGCCGAUUUGGGUUCAGUUCAGUAUUCGGAUGAAUCUUUCACAAAGAAUUUGUUGUUCGGUCAAACCCCAAAAUAAUGGAUUUGGUGCAUCCCUAUUUGUAGGAAACCAAAGCCCCAUCUCAACAUAUGCAACCAUUCCUCACCUGAGGCAGCAUUUUACCCCCAAAAAAUCCUUACAACCCCAAUCGGAGCUCUCCUAGACUGGUCUGAAUCACACCCAGUUGCUAAAUGAUUUUCAAAAAAUUGCCUGCAGUCCAGUAAACUGGUCUGGUACAAUUCCAGCAAUGAAAAUGAGCAAUUGGUUGCCAUGGGUUACUGGACCAGGGCAGGUACCUAAAUUCCCCGAUACCUAUCAAAGUAAGGAUCUUCGGUUCCUUAUCUAUAGCUAUACUAAAACUCCCAGAAUUCCCAGCCAGCACGGACUUCCUGCAAUAAAGGUCAGCCGCUAAUGCUUUUAAUUGGCUGUCGGGGCAACACCGGUAUCCCCAUAGGCCUCUGUUUGUACAGGAAACAAUAUAUUUAUGGUUGCACAAGGAUUUUUAUAUUUGAAUCUUCAAACUCAACGUACAAAAUCAGUGCUAAUUCUACUGAGAUUUUUACAUGAUAAAGGAAAAUAAAGAUACAAAAAUCUGCUUUCUGG